AAUUCCAAUAACAAAUUUGCAACAAUGAUAAUUUACCUCUUUUUGCUUCUUUCGUUGAUUCCAUGUAUCAGCAAUGGAAUCAGCUUCGACCCCUUCACAGAUAAAACAGAAAUCACCUAUCACGGCGGCCCAAUCCUCACCGGAAAGGUGAAUUUAAUGCUUAUUUGGUACGGCGAUGAAAAUGACAAUGUCCACAAGAAUCUGAUAAGGAAUUUCGUCAAAUCGUUGAACAAAGAAAGGAAAUCCGCCACAAAAAAGGGUCAGCCUCAAGUUAAGACAUGGUGGAAAGUGGUUGAAAGCUACCAAUCCUUACUCCCGGGAGCGAAGUCCGGAGAACCGCCGGAUAUCAAGGUGGUGGCGGAGAAACAGAAGAGUACUAAUCCCAAAUAUGGGAAAGUCUUGACCCAGCAAAUAAUUAUUCCAAAUCUCAUCGAAGCUGUCACUCAUGGAGAUACUGGCCUCCUCCCCGUCAUCAUUGCCGCCAGGGAUGUCACCGUCCAAGGACUUUGCGCCGGAAAAUGUGCCGAUAAGGGCGUUCUCGAGAACAACCAAUCAUACAUCGUGGUUGGAAAUCCUGAAACGGAGUGUCCCGGAGCAUGCGGAUGGCCUUUCUUCGAGGCUGACAGUGGCCCAAAAGGACCGGUACUAAAACCACCAAAUCAAAACAUGGCAGGCGAUGCAAUGGUAGCUGCCUUCGCCGGAGCAUUGGUUGAUACGGUUCUCAGUCCCAAAAAUUCUGGCUUUUUCGGCGGAAAUGAGUUCGAACCGUUCGGACCCGCUACGGUUUGCAGAGGCAUUUUCGGUGAAGACGCCGCCCCGGGACACCCCGGGAAGGUCCUUACCGAUUCCAAAGAGGGCGGGAACUACAAUGCCAUUGGAAACGAAGGGAAGAGAUUCCUGGUUCCGGCCAUUUGGAACCCUAAAACUAAAUCUUGUUGGACUCCCAUGAUGAAAGAAUGAGCUGCUGAUUAAACAAGGCGAUUCGAUUUCUUCAUCUAACCCGGUCUGUUAUUUGAAUUAUUUCACAUUAAAAAAAAUUGUACUUUUACCCAAUAA
Messenger RNA from Hibiscus syriacus, 1056 nucleotides. Its product is annotated as protein EXORDIUM-like 4. The record is from RefSeq and is a predicted model, not a curated record. Lineage: Eukaryota; Viridiplantae; Streptophyta; Magnoliopsida; Malvales; Malvaceae. The transcript has 2 exons. Bases 25 to 960 code for a protein of 311 amino acids.